This is a messenger RNA of Schistocerca americana (American grasshopper), 1227 nucleotides long. RefSeq lists its product as uncharacterized. The record is from RefSeq and is a predicted model, not a curated record. Bases 1 to 1227 code for a protein of 408 amino acids. Gene Ontology annotation, molecular function: protein dimerization activity. Lineage: Eukaryota; Metazoa; Arthropoda; Insecta; Orthoptera; Acrididae. The transcript has 7 exons.
AUGGUCAGCUGGAAUACUGAACUAAGUCAGGCAGGGUUCAGUAUUGGUUUUAAACUGAGUCUAGUUGGUAGGGCUGGUGGUGAAAAAGUGUUUGGUAGGGUUGAUGGUGAAACACAUUAUCUGAGCCAUGACACACAAAAUGAAUUAAUUAAAUUAAUGUCCAAAUCUGUUAUCAACAAAAUUAUAAACAGAGUCAAACAAGCAAAAUAUUAUGCCUUCACGCUCGAUUGUACCAGGGAUUCGAGCCAUAGGGAACAAAUGUCAAUAAUAAUAAGAUUUUGCAGUUUCUCAACUGGAGAAAUAGAGGGACAUUUCAUUGGGUUUAUUGCCAGCAGAGAAACAAUGGGAGGGUGUUGGGAUCUUAUAAAAACUAAACUGCAGUUGACAUCGAAACCAGUGUCUGAAACACAAUGGGAAAGUAGAAUCGGAGCUGUAAAAGGAAUAUUUUUGCGAUUUUAUGAUGUCAUUGACAGUUUGAGUGACCUGAAAUAUAGAACUGAUGAUUCCAAAACUCUUAGCGACUUUGAAGCAGUCUUGAAGGAAAUGUUAACUUUUGAGUUUAUUGUUGCAAGACAUGUGUGGUAUGAGAUUUUACUACGUGUCAACAAUAAAAAAAGUAGUUAUGAAAUUGAGCCUCAGUUAAAAAAAAAACAAGAGCACAGAAAAAAAUUAAUAUUCAGUUAUGAACAAUUUUAUGAACCUAUACAAUCUGCUGAAAUGAAGUACAGAGAUAACUUUUUUAACAUUAUGAUAGACACUACAAUAUUCGACACCAAACAUCGAUUCAAAGCACUCAAUGAAUAUUUUGAACAAUUUGGUUUUAUUUACGAUAUGAAUUAUUUGAAAUCUUUAUCUAAGGACAAACUUCGCAAACAUUGUAAUGAUUUAGACACAAUAUUCAAGAAGGACUCAAGCAAAGACACAAAACAACUUAAUCAGUACAUAUUAAAAAAUAAUUUGGAAAAAGUACAUCCAAAUCUUUACAUAACAAUCAGAAUAAUGCUCACAGUUCUGGUCAGUACAAUUUAUGCUGAGAGAAGUUUCUCAAAGUUAAAAUUGAUUAAGAAAUAUUUAAGAAGCACAAUGUGCCAACAAAGACUAUCUGCAUUGUCAGCACUAUCAACUGAAACAGAAAUAGCGAUUGCUGAACAGGUUAUCAGUACGAUCUUGAUAACACACUGUCCGACAAUAAAAGAGGUGAAAUUUAAAGUGAUGAUAUCAGGAUAA